Molecule: messenger RNA, 1909 nt
Organism: Cotesia glomerata
Lineage: Eukaryota; Metazoa; Arthropoda; Insecta; Hymenoptera; Braconidae
Product: heparanase-like
Exons: 5
Coding region: 205-1779 (524 amino acids)
Cellular component (GO): membrane; extracellular matrix
Molecular function (GO): hydrolase activity, acting on glycosyl bonds
Source: RefSeq, a predicted model, not a curated record
CGCUGCAGUCAAUUAAUCUCCCACCACUAGUAUAUAUGUAUUUUUAUAUAUUUAAGCGGCUUAAUCAUUUGUUUUUGAUGAUAGCAAUUUAUUAUGAUGAUUGAAUAAAUGUUAAACUGCUGGUGUAUUGAUACGGCGUUUUUUUUAUUGGCAAAUAUUGGAAAAAUAUUUACACGAUAGCCAAAUAAAGUUAUAUAGUAAAAAAUGUCGUAUUUUGAAAAUAAUAUUUGGAAUAAAAAUGAGUAUCAUACUCUUGGUCGGAAAGAAAAUGAGCAAGCUGCAAAAUCAAUUAUCGGAUCAAUUGUCGUCGGCAUAUUUUUAAUCCUCUUUGUAAUAUCACUAUGGAAUGUCGGCCGCAGUCACCAUUUAUCAAAAAAUUUCGUAGCAAUUAUCGAUACAGACUCGAAAUUAUUACAAAAAACAUCUGAGCGUUACUUAUCAUUCGGCUUGGAUUCGUCAAACCUUCGAGAUAUGACUAUUUUUCCGGUCAAAAAAGAUAAGUUUGUAAAUUUAGCUCGCUAUUUGAGUCCUGCGUUCGUGAGAGUGGGUGGAACAUCCGCAGAUUGUCUCUUUUUCGACGAAAAUGUGCCCUCUGAAAAAGCGACGAGUCCUGUUGACGGUCAGGACAUAAGUAACUUCACUCUGGCUGCUGACGAUUACCUCACUGUGUAUCAGUUCACUAAAAAAGCACAGCUGAGGAUGAUGUUUGACCUCAACGCUCUGAUCAGAAAUCCUGAUGGAAGUUGGAACGACUCAAAUGCUCGGGAUAUUAUCAAUUUUUCCAAGGGACACUCCAUGGAAGUGGAUUGGCAACUUGGCAAUGAACCAAAUUCUUUCCGACACGUAUUCAAUGUAUCAAUAUCAGCAAAACAAUUAGCCGCUGAUUACAUCCGUCUUCGAAAGCUGUUGAACCACCUUGGCUACGAAAUGAGUUUUCUCGUGGGACCAGAAGUCAAUCACAUAGGAGACGACAACAGAGCAGGUGAAAAAUACGCGACUGAAUUUCUUAAUAAUUCCAAAAGCACCGUAGAUUUUCUCACGUGGCAUCAGUACUAUCUCAAUGGCCGUGAAGCCAAAGUAUCGGACUUUGUAGAUCCAAAUGUCUUCAAUCGACUGCCGAUGCAAGUUGACCGUGUUCAAAAUGUUAUUAACCAGUCAAAUAAAAAAAUUAGAAUGUGGAUGUCAGAAACAAGCACAGCCUGGGGUGGAGGAGCUCCAAAAUUAUCCGACAGAUUCGUAGCUGGGUUUCUGUGGCUCGACAAACUGGGCUACGGUGCAGCUGCUGGCGUGGAUGUUGUAGUAAGACAAUCUUUAUUCGGCGGUAACUACGCCAUGGUUGGAGAGGACCUCAAGCCUAAUCCUGACUGGUGGGUCAGUGUAAUAUACAAGCAGUUUGUCUCCCAGCGAGUACUGAAGCUCAAGACACCCUCUGCUUCUGGUACUGUACGGUUGUAUGCACACUGCACUCUUGAAAGCGCUCUGAUUUCUCGUGUUCCUGCUGUUACUGUCUACGGGGUCAACUUGAACAAUGAUUACGUUAGACUGUCGUUACUUUUGAGCAACAACUCUCGGAAGUCGAAAUUGUUCUUGUAUAUUCUCACUGCAGACUCUCUUCAGUCCAGAGACAUAAGAUUAAACGGCGAAAUAUUAACUCUAAAUCCCGACGGAAGUUUGCCAGCUUUCAAGCCUGUAAUAAUGGACUCCCAAGUAAUAACUCUACCUCCGUACUCGAUGGCAUUUAUACUAAUGCACGGAGUCGAACAUCGUGCUUGCAUAUAAACUGAGUCUUUUUUAAAAAGACCCUGAUAAUUAUUGUGCUUAUAACUUAUAAGUUACCACAAUGUGUACUGAAUAUUUUUAUAUUUAUAUUUAUUUAUUAUUUUAUUAUCAUACACAUUUUAAAAGUUGA